Messenger RNA from Paraphaeosphaeria sporulosa, 2784 nucleotides. RefSeq lists its product as uncharacterized. The coding region runs from base 1 to 2784 and encodes 927 amino acids. Gene Ontology annotation, molecular function: lipid binding. The transcript is spliced from 4 exons. The record is from RefSeq and is a predicted model, not a curated record. NCBI's taxonomy places the organism in Eukaryota, Fungi, Ascomycota, Dothideomycetes, Pleosporales, Didymosphaeriaceae.
AUGUCGUCCUCCAAGGCCGUCAACGUGCCGGUCAAUGAGAAGCAGAAGGAGAAGGACGUCAACACCAAGCUCCAGCUCUACGGCAUCUUCCAGGCGUUCGCCAACGGCAAGGUCCCCUCAAACAAGCAGAUUGAUGUCGCCCUCAACUCGGCAUUGGCCUCAAGAGCGCUAAGCUCGCCCUCCAAGAAGCUGUCCGCCGAUGGCCGAACUCUCGUUGCCGAUCUCAAGGACGUCAUUGAGCAGGCCAAGACGCUACUGCUCACCAAAAAUGAUGGUAACCUCCUCCAAGAUUUCAUCUGGCAGACGGAGCAAAUCACCGGCGGCAACGCGCAGCUUCCUCAAGCACCAAUCGACAAGGACACAGCCAGGCAGCAUGGCAAUGAGGCCCUUGAGGGUCUCCGCACCCUCGGAACCCUCAUCAUCUCUAACGGCCAGUUCAGGAAGCUCCUCUCGGAUGCCACCAUUCUCCUGCGAGACAUAGCCGGUGAUGCUGCUCAAAACACAGCCAACAAGGUGAAGCCAGGCGAGGACCAGCUCAACCAGAUUGAUCGUCCCGCCGACGACAACACCUGGCACGAGGUGCCGGACCUGUCCAAGGACAAGCUGAAGUCCCAAAUCAAGCAGUCAGCGCCCUUCUCCAAGGGCGAUGCACAGAAGGCCGCGGGCGAUGUUACCCAGGCUGCUCACCCCGGGGCUUCGCGCGACCCCGCUGAUGUUGCUCAAGCUGGCGUCACCGAGGCUCAGACGGGCCAACCCACCGGUUUGGACGCUCAGAACGCUGCGAAUGAGGCCAAGCGCAAGCUCUCUGAGAAUGUCCCUGAAGAAGACAAGGAACGCGUGCGUCAACAGCGCGAGCGCCUGAACAACUACCUCAAGCAGAAAAUGCCCGAGGAGCGCCGCGAGCAGACAAUCUGGCGUCUGAAGAAGAUGGUUGUCGAGAUUCAGGGUCACCAGGAUUACCAGCGUGCUAUCGACACCCUGCUUACUUUGGCUGAGCGCUACGCUGGCCACGGUCGCGAUGUCGCCCAACAGGGCAAAGGAUCCGUGCAAGGUGCGCACCAGGAUGAUUCGCUGCAGAUGGCCGAAGCUGACCUCAAGACUCUCUUGGAGCGCUUCGCUAACAGCACUUCUUUCGACGAUUUGAUCGACUCCGUCAACCAGAUUUACAAGGAUGCUGACCGCGACCCUGACCUCAAGAACUGGUUCAAGCACCUCGAUGCUUACGUUCGCAAGUGCUUGAAGCAGCAAGGCUUCAUCAUGGAGGAUCGCUCUAACGAAGAGUGGAACCGCUUAUACGAUGAUGGGCAUGCAUUGCUCCGUGGACGGUACCGCGGCCACACGGACCGCAUCGCUGAUGAAUUCAAGUUCCUCGGCCAGCAAUUCGACUCUGAUCCUCAGAACAGGGCCUUUUCCAACUCCAUCCAGAAGUUGUUCAACGACCUCGGCCAUGACGAGAACGGCCAGACGGCCUUCAAGCCUCACCUUGUUAAGGACCUGACGGAGGUUAUCCUGCCCGCCAUUUUCGAGAACAUCCGCUAUGUUCCCAUUCCCCGCAUUGAGUACUCUGACCCUAUGGUCGAUGCUGUAGUUGAAAACCUGGUCAUCGAGGGUGACAACCUUACACCUAACGUGGCUGAGUUUGGCUCCGAUAACUACUGGCGAUGGGGACGCAAGCACGUGUCCAGCAUAAACAAGAACAAGGUCAUGUUGUCCGUUAGCGGUAUCCAGAUGGACCUUCGCGAUGUUUCAUACUACGUGAAGCGCAAGCAAGGUUUCCCUUCCAUCACCGACAAGGGUGUCAUGGACAUCUUCAUGGGUGGAAGUGGCUUCAGCUUCAAGGUGGAAAUGGAGAACGCCGAGCGCUCAAAGGACAGCGUCCACUACUUCAAGAUCAACAAGGUCACUACCGACAUCGAGAACUUGCACAUCAAGCUGAAGAAGAGCAACCACAAGCUUCUCUUCAACCUCUUCAAGCCGCUCUUACUCAAGGUCAUGCGCCCGGUCAUCCAGCGCGUCCUUGAGAAGCAAAUCAAGGACAACGUCAACCAGCUCGACGCUCUUAUUUACGACAUCAAGAAGGAGGCUGACAAGGCUGUUGAGGAUGCCAAGCGUAACCCUGAUCCGGAAAACAUCCAGAACAUCUACCAGCGUUAUGCUUCUGCAGCCAACCAGCGUAUCAUGCAGGGCAAGCAGAAGAAGGAGCAACUUGAACAGCGUGCCAAGGACACUCACGUCAACGUGGCCGUCACUCAGCAUGACAGCAUGUUCCAGAACAUCCAGCUGCCUGGCGGUAUCAGCACGAAGGCCACCGAGUACAAGGACCUUGCUGCGAAGGGCGAGAAGUGGGAGAGCCCCGUCUUUUCCAUUGGCGCUGCCAAAGAAACUUCGGCUCUUCCCAAGAUUCCUUCCGUGCAGCGCAAGCCACAUGGCCGUCCCGAGGGUUACGGCCCUGACCCUAGCAUCGGUGGUCCGGGCGCUGGCCUCUCCAGCUCCCAGGGCGUUGGGUCUGGCUUCCACAACGAGGCUGGACAGGGCGUACACCAGGCCGGCUAUGAUGGAGCUAGAUAUGGACAAACCAACCCCACCGGCGCUGGUUACGGACAAGCUAUCCCUACCGGUGCUGGAGCUGGCCUCGCAAACCAGAUGGAUGGUGCCUUCAACGGCGAGUCCGUUCCCGCCGGCGCAGCUGUCCCAGGCGUCGCCGCUGCUGGUACCCAGCCGGGCCAAGGUCAAUUCAACACCAUGCUCGGCGCCAACAACCCGGUCCUCCGCGGUGACAUCUGA